AUUAUGGUAUUUCUAUUUCUUUUAAAAAUAUAAUAUAUGUGAUAGUUUAUAUAAUAAUACGUAUAAAAACUAUUAUACAAUGACAUAAUACAAAAUAGUGACAUAGAAAACAAAUAGUAAUUUUUCUUUGAAAAACAACAUCCGCGCGGGUGCGUAAACAAAGUCCAGUUAUCAUUAUAUAUUUGAUAAAAUUUACAAGUUUUAUAUUUUAUCUAAGCUUUGGCAAGGAGUGCAGGUUUGUUAUUACGUUUGAACACCGUCUGGUUUUUAAAUUUAGAAAUUUUAUCAUUGUAUAUUGAUUGUUUUACAUUCAGCCUCUUACAAAUCUCAAGAAGAUGGACUUGUCCGGGUCACUGAGUUUGAAGGAAGUCCCUGAUCUUUCAAAUGCUACAAGUCUCAAGAGAUUAAAUCUAACAGGUUGCUGGAGUUUGGUAGAGAUUCCUUCCUCUAUUGGAGACCUUCAUAAACUGGAGGAGCUGGAGAUGAAUUUAUGUGUAAGUGUACAGGUUUUUCCGACUCUACUCAACUUGGCAUCUCUUGAAUCACUCAGGAUGGUAGGAUGCUGGCAACUAAGCAAAAUUCCUGAUCUUCCAACCAACAUCAAAUCACUUGUAGUCGGGGAAACAAUGCUACAAGAGUUUCCUGAAUCAGUCAGGCUUUGGUCUCACCUUCAUAGUCUCAACAUAUAUGGCAGUGUCCUCACAGUGCCACUUUUGGAAACCACGUCGCAAGAAUUCUCCCUCGCUGCUGCUACGAUUGAGAGGAUUCCAGAUUGGAUCAAAGAUUUUAAUGGGCUAAGGUUUCUUUACAUAGCUGGCUGCACGAAACUUGGAUCACUGCCAGAGCUCCCUCCCUCGCUUAGAAAACUAAUAGUAGACAACUGUGAGUCACUAGAGACGGUCUGUUUUCCUUGCGACACUCCAACAACUGAUUAUCUCUACUUCCCCAACUGCUUCAUGUUGUGCCAAGAAGCAAAGAGAGUAAUCACACAGCAAUCAUUGAGAGCUUACUUCCCAGGAAAAGAGAUGCCUGCUGCAGAGUUCGAUGAUCAUCGAUCAUUUGGAAGUUCCUUGACCAUCAUCCGUCCGGCUAUCUGCAAGUUUAGGAUUUGCCUGGUGCUUUCUCCUGCACCGGAUAUGGAAGAAGCUUAUUUCAAAUUACUGUUUCGCAUACGUGCAAAAGGUUGUCCCAGUGAUGAUGACAUGCUUUCGUUAGAUCUCGCUAAAAUCCAAGGGGAGCAUCUUUUUAUAUUUCACAUUGAGUUUGUUGAACAUCACGAGGAGAUGGUGUUCAAAUUCAGCACCUCAUCCCACGAAGUCGACGUUAUUGAAUGCGGUGUACAGGUCUUGACAGAUGAAACCAGCAGAAGAAGCAAUGAAUCUUGUUCAGAACAAGUGUCUGAAGACGGGGAUGAUAUUCUAUCGGAUGAUGAUAAGAGCAAUGAGAUUUAUGAACCCAGAGUAAAGAUAUUUACGGGUUAUACAAUGUUUCUUUCUUUAGUUUUUACGUUCCUUUUGAGUUUGAUUUCAAGUCUAAUUCUGUAUAGAUUCCUAAAGAACUAAAACUUGAGUGUAUGAUAUUGUUUGUGUUGGACUUUCUAUCUAUCUACCCAUUCGAUAGCGGUCACCA
Raphanus sativus (radish) is the source of this 1629-nucleotide messenger RNA. RefSeq names its product disease resistance protein RML1B-like. Bases 336 to 1562 code for a protein of 408 amino acids. The record is from RefSeq and is a predicted model, not a curated record. The transcript has a single exon. NCBI's taxonomy places the organism in Eukaryota, Viridiplantae, Streptophyta, Magnoliopsida, Brassicales, Brassicaceae.